Molecule: messenger RNA, 828 nt
Organism: Pseudoliparis swirei
Lineage: Eukaryota; Metazoa; Chordata; Actinopteri; Perciformes; Liparidae
Product: aquaporin-4
Exons: 6
Coding region: 1-828 (275 amino acids)
Biological process (GO): transmembrane transport
Cellular component (GO): plasma membrane
Molecular function (GO): water channel activity
Source: RefSeq, a predicted model, not a curated record
AUGACGUGGCGGGAGCUACGUAGUCGGCAGUUCUGGCGCGCCAUUCUUGCAGAGCUGCUCGGCACCCUGAUCUUAGUGAGCGCCAUACUGGGUGCCUCUGUGCCGGGGCCCGGAGAGGCCCCCUCGGGACCCCUGUACCCGGCAGUGGCAGUCGGCGUGUCGAUAGUGGCGCUGGCGCACUGUUUCGGAGAAAUAAGCGGCGCACAGGUGAACCCGGCUUUGACUCUGGCUCUGUUGGCCACGCGUAAGCUGGAGGUUCUCCAGGCCGUUGUCUACAUCGCUGCUCAGUGUUUGGGGGCCUUCUUAGCAUCCGGGGCCCUUUACCUGGCCCUGCCCGUCAAAUCCACCGCAGAACACUUCGUCAACAGGGUUCCUAUCGAGGUGAACGCAGCCCAGGCUGUGGGCAUCGAGGUGUUGUGCACCUUCCAGAUGGUCUUCACCGUGUUCUCCGUGGAGGACCACCGACGGAGGGAAAGCUCAGAACCAGGAUACCUGGCCGUUGGGUUAGCUCACACGGCUGGAGUGCUCAUCGGGGCGCGAUUCUCCGGUGGGAGCAUGAACCCUGCUCGCUCUCUGGGUCCAGCCAUCGUCACUGGAUUCUGGGAAAACCACUGGGUGUACUGGAUCGGCCCCGUGUUCGGGGCCAUGCUGGGCGGCGUGUCCCACGAGUUCCUGUUCGCCCGCAGCGCCUCUCGCCAGAAGCUGGUGGCGUGUCUCACCUGCAAGGACAUCGAGAUCGUGGAGGCGGCCAGCGCCACGGGGUCGUCUCUGUCCACGGUCACGCAGAACGCCAGAGCCAAGCAGACCAACAAACAAGACAACAACUGA